GCAAAGCCGUUCCACCAGCUGAGGGCAUCGAGCUGUGACACGAGUGGUCGUCCUUCAAUUUACGGCCAGCUGAAUCUUGUACCUUGCUAUAUCUGCUUAUCAGUCCUAAAUCUGACGCCUUUGCCGGUCAAACGCCUAGAGUCAUCUCUGGGACGGUGGGAGGCGGCGGUCCGGAUUCAUAGUUUGAACUGAACCUCUGGAUGCUGCAGAGCAUCCGUUUCAUUUGUAUCAGUCCUCCCUGCACCCAUUCCCCGAAGUCGAGCUUCAUUCGUGCAACGUUUUCAACGUUCUCAAGACAGUCUACCUCGAUGGCUGUCCAGCAACCACAAUGGUCCCUUCCGGCUAGGAAAUGCGAGGAGCCUAUCUUGAAAGUGUACAAUUCUCUCACACGCACCAAAACGGAGUUCGUUGCAACGAAUGGGCGGCAUGUCAAGUGGUAUAAUUGCGGGCCUACUGUGUACGAUGCAUCUCACAUGGGACAUGCGAGAAAUUAUGUGACUCAGGACAUAUUGCGGCGGAUCAUGACCGAUUACUUUGGCUACGAGGUUCAUUUCGUGAUGAACAUCACGGAUAUCGAUGACAAGAUCAUCCUGCGAGCCCGCCAGAGUCACAUAGUGGAUCAGUUCCGCUCGAGCACAACGGAACUUUCGUCCAAAUUGGCAGAGCAAAUAUGGGCCGCUUGGUCGGAUUAUGUGGAUUCCAAAGUCAAUAAGGGCCUACCCGAGGAUGAAAAGCUUGCUAAGGGUGCAGAAAGGGCAGCCUGGCCAGCGCUGGCGGCCCGUUCACAGGACAAGGUGUGGAAACAGGAUUGCUUGAAGAGGGACGAGAAGUUCGAGAUGCAUUUCACAGCUGCAAGCCGUGCGUAUACCGCGCUAGAAGCGACAGAGACAUCCUUGAAGGCGGGCGAGCGGUCACAAGAACUCGCAUGGCAAUUGAUUGAUGAAUCGAAGGAUAUUCUUGCGAUUUCUCUGGACAAAGAGUACGGUAGUACAGUCACGGACCAUUCCAUCUUCCGUUCGCUAUCCUCCUAUUGGGAGGCGCAGUUUUUCAAGGACAUGCGCCAUCUCCGCGUUCGUGAUCCGGACACGUUGACCCGCGUAACGGAGUUUGUGCCAGAGAUCGUCUCGUUCGUUGAGGGCAUAGUGAAAAAUGGGUACGGCUAUGCCGUGGAUGGGAGCGUUUACUUCGACACACGAACGUUCGACAAGUCGGAGGAUCAUUCCUAUGCCAAGCUGGAGCCUUGGAGCAAAGGAAACUUGGAGUUGCUGGAAGAGGGUGAAGGCGCAUUGUCUACUACGACAGAUCGUCGAUCUAAUGCAGAUUUCGCUCUUUGGAAAGCAUCAAAACCUGGAGAGCCCUCCUGGCCAUCGCCAUGGGGCGCGGGACGCCCAGGAUGGCAUAUUGAAUGCUCUGUCAUGGCUUCUGCCAUCUUUGGAGACAAUAUAGAUAUCCAUUCUGGUGGGAUUGACCUGGCGUUCCCACACCAUGAUAACGAGAUGGCCCAAUCGGAGGCAUAUCACAAUUGUCCGUCGUGGGUGAACUAUUUCCUUCACACCGGACACCUACACAUCGAAGGCUUCAAGAUGAGUAAGUCACUGAAGAACUUCAUCACAAUUGAUGAGAUAUUGCAGAAAUAUACUGCACGACAGUUGCGGCUCGCAUUCCUGACUCAACUAUGGAACGCGAAGGUUGACUUCUCAGAAGCGUUGAUGACGGGUGAAGUUCGGUCUCUCGAGACGGCAUUCAGUAACUUCUUCGCCACGGCGAAGGCUCUUGUUGGCCAAGACGAAGCGGAUGGAUCCAGCUUAGAUGGGAAGAACCGGUUCCGGGACGCGGAGCGCGACUUGACAAACACUCUUCGUCAAAGUCAAGAUGCUUUCCGUGCAGCAUUGUGUGAUUCGUUCAACACACCCGACGCCCUGAACGUCCUGCGAGAGCUGAUAUCUCGUACUAAUGCGUAUAUCAACUCUCGUGGCAAAGAUCUGGAUAUCGACGUUGUCGUCCGAGUAGGCCGGUGGGUCGGCGGGAUGCUGCGCAUGUUUGGUCUUGGCGAAGGAGAGACGAACGAGAUAGGAUGGGGCCAAGACCGGGACGCCGCCGAAGGCAGUAUUAAUCGAGAAGAGGUUCUCAUGCCCUACCUUCGGACGUUAUCAUCUUUCCGUGACGGUGUGCGAAGGCUAGCGAUAUCCAAGGGUGACGCAGCAAUGAAAGACAUCCUCGCACUUUCCGACAAGCUUCGAGAUGCCGAUCUGGUGCCAUUAGGAGUCGCCUUGGAUGAUCAGGAAAACGGGAAGGCCCUUGUCAAACUUGUCUCACCGGCGGAACUCGUGAAGGCACGCGAUGAGAAGCGCGCUCAGGCUGAGGCAAAAGCAGCCCGACAAGCGGCAGCGGCAGAAGCGGAACGGCAAAAGCGGCUUCAGAAGCUGGAGAAAGGGCGAGUUCCUCCGCAGGAGAUAUUCAAACCUCCUAAUGUGCCUGAAGGCACCUAUGGGAGCUGGGAUGAGGACGGGAUUCCGCUGAUGGAUGGACAGGGUGAAAAAUUAAGCAAGAAUCAAACAAAGAAGGUUCAGAAGGAGUGGCAGCAGCAAAAGAAGCUACAUGACGACUUUUUGGCGUGGAAGAAGACGGAGCAUUCAUAACGCUUGGAGCGCCUCACGUUAGGCGAGAUAGAGAUCUUGUGCGACGCCCUCGACGGCGAUAACAAGAUUUGUUUGAGUGCAGUAGAUCUAUGAGAAUUGCUUGCGAUUACAAAUUGCGCUGUGAAUAUCAGUCAUGAUAGCACCAAAGUACAGCACUGUGCACGUCAGGGUCGCUACCAGUCGCACGCGUUGGCCACAAGUCGUGCAAUCCUCGUCAGUCCAUGCUCGUCCUCCUCGCUAAAUCCUCCCGGAGCGAGACAAUCUAAAUCUAAUACUCCAACCACAGUUUGCUCCCCGCUCACGUCCACAAUGAGAGGGCAAACAACCUCGCUCUUUGUUUCUCCAUCACAUGCGAUGUGACCCGGAUAUGUUC
Molecule: messenger RNA, 3012 nt
Organism: Laetiporus sulphureus 93-53
Lineage: Eukaryota; Fungi; Basidiomycota; Agaricomycetes; Polyporales; Laetiporaceae
Exons: 13
Coding region: 309-2639 (776 amino acids)
Biological process (GO): cysteinyl-tRNA aminoacylation
Cellular component (GO): cytoplasm
Molecular function (GO): ATP binding; cysteine-tRNA ligase activity
Source: RefSeq, a predicted model, not a curated record